Molecule: messenger RNA, 340 nt
Organism: Dentiscutata heterogama
Lineage: Eukaryota; Fungi; Glomeromycota; Glomeromycetes; Diversisporales; Gigasporaceae
Source: the annotation of a GenBank genome assembly
UGGAUGAACAUCAGGGUCAAGUAUUGGGUUUAGGUCAAUACUUAGCAGAAAAAUUUCCAAUAUUUAAUGCAACUGAACAUUCAGAAAGAAUUUAUAAAUUAUGUACAGUGCAUUUUAAAAGAGCGAGUGAAUUUGAUCGAUUUCAAUGGAGUUCUGCCCAUACAUAUGAAAAAACAAAUAUUUCUGAUUCCUAUCGGGACAAAUCGUCUUUACAAAGAAGUGUUGAGGCGACUAAAAAAAGCCAAAAGCGUACAAAUAAAAAUUCAAAUAGUCAAAAGUCUUCUAAAAAGACUCGGCUUACCAAAAAUAGCACGGGAAUCUCACGUGAAUGUUCUGAAUU